Messenger RNA from Manihot esculenta (cassava), 897 nucleotides. RefSeq lists its product as uncharacterized. The record is from RefSeq and is a predicted model, not a curated record. The transcript is spliced from 5 exons. Lineage: Eukaryota; Viridiplantae; Streptophyta; Magnoliopsida; Malpighiales; Euphorbiaceae. The coding region runs from base 1 to 897 and encodes 298 amino acids.
AUGGAAUUAAAUGGGAACAAAAUUGUGAGUUUUUGCAACUCAUCAGUCCUCUUUAGGCUUUUUGAUGAUUUUUUCACCAAUGCUUCUCUUUCGUCCUCUAUUCAUGCCUCCUUUAUCUCUUUGAUUCUGAAAGUUGUGGGUGCCUCAAGAGCAAAUGAUUUUAGACCAAUCAGUCUGAUCCAUGGUGUUUAUAAAAUUGUUUCUAAAGUGUUGGCUGCUAGGCUCAAGAAAGUACUCCCUCUAAUCAUCAGUAAGAAUCAAUGUGCUUUUGUUUCAGGUAGGCAAAUUCUUGACGGUUUUCUCAUUGCUUCAGAAGUAAUUGAUUUUCACAAGAAGGCUGGGGAGGGAUCUAUCAAGAAUGGCCAUCUCAAAGGUGUUAAAGUAGGUGCUAGAAGCUAUAGCUUCUCCAUUUCUCAUUUAUGCUUCGCAAAUGAUACUCUCCUUCUCACUACUCCUCAUAUUGAUAAUAUUUUGGCAAUCUCAAGAAUCCUUUAUUGUUUUUAUUAUAUGUCUGGCUUGAGUGUCAAUUUCCAUAAGAGUAUGCUUUUUGGUAUUGGUGUUUCUUUGGAUGUGACUCAGGAAGCUGCCAAUCUCUGUUGCUGUAAAGUUCUCUCAAUGCCUGGAAUGUUAACUUUGAUCAAUUCAUGCAUCAGCAGCUUGCCUCUUUAUUAUCUUUCUAUCUUUAAGGUGGGUGGUGGGCUUUCUAUAGCUGUGGGUAAUAAAUUGUCCCCUAUUUGGGCUGACAUCCAAAGGGAUGCAUCUUUCAUUUUAGAAAAUAUAUCUUUUGCUAUUGAUCAGGAUGCUAUGAUGGUGAUCUGGGUUAUUAGGAUAAUGGAAUUUGGAUUUGGAAGCUCUUAUGGAAGCCCAACCUAUGGGAGUGGGAGUUUAUCUCUUUGA